AUGCGCAAGCUGCAAACGAACAUGCCAGAAACGACUACCCUGUCGAAACGGAACCUGGGUCCGCGACCCGCCGCCGUCACCAGGGUGGAGACCAAGCUGCCCCGAUGCGUGCAACGUAGAUUACCGUGCGUCCCCGCGUCCGUAAGAUGCCAUCCGCGAUCAAGUCCGUACCGAUGCACCGAUCAUCGCGUACCCAGACGACCGUACAGACUGGCGGUCGGGUUGUCGGUGGCUAGGCCCGGUCACGGCGUCCCGACGACGAUUCCCAAGAGCUCCGACCGAUGUCCGCCCGGCUUCCUGGCCAUUGGCACUCCUCGCUGCAAGAAGAGUCUGUCGAUGAUGGACUUGACCCUGCCCGUCGUCAAUCCUGACAUCGGCGAUCUCAAAUCAGAGAGCGAGUCUUCCGCCAGUCGUUUCGACGAAAUCGCCGACAGGGGCAAGGACAUCUUGGCGAACGGCGGGAGCGCCUACUGCAGCGGCAGGUCCUGGACGGACCGUACGCCGUCCUCGGAGUCCGAGCAGGGCGAAGCCGCCGGUCUGACGGAGGAUCCGACGAUCAAGGCGGCGAACGUGGUGUGCCGCAUGCUGGUACUGAACGCGUGGCGACGCAGACGCGCCGAGAUUGCGCAGCUGGAGCAACAGGUGGAACACCUGCACCUGCAGAUCGAGUUCCUGCGCCGAUUGCUGCUCGCCGAGAACGACCGGGUCGGCAGACUGAACGGCGAGCUGCAUCGCGAGAAGUCGCAGCUCGAGGAGACGACGCGUGAACGCGACGCCGUCAAAUCGGAAAAAGAAAAACUGGAGAUUGAACUGAAGCAUGCCGAGGAAGUCUCCCAGGAGCGAUUAGUCACCGUGGGAAACUUGAAGAACGAGCUUUUAACUGCACAGGAUCAGCUGAAGGCGCUCGACGCGCAGAUGGCGAAGGAUCGAGAGAAACUCUUGAAAUUACGAGAAGAUAAGAGGAUUCUUCUGGAUAAAGUGUCAGCCAGCGAAGCACUGGCGACGGAACGUGGUGCCAGGGCGGAAAAAGCGGAAUCUACCGUCGAGGAGUUGCAGUUGCGAUUAGUGGCACAGGUAUCCCUCGCCGAGUCUGCGCAGGAGCAGCUCCAGCGUGCUUCCAAGGAGUUGCAAACCGCGAUGGCCGAGAGGCAGAAAUUGGAGAAACGUCUGAAAGCUAGCGAGGGUAACGCGAAGACUCUGAGUUUACGCGCGAUUUCCCUGGAGAGUCAGCUGGCUGAUCGGGAAGUCGAGCUCCGCCGCGUCGAGAUGGAAUAUCACUCGCAGAUGGCUGAAUUGAACGAGCUGAGAGAGCGAUUGGUGCGACAAUCCCAGGAGGGUGGCUGGAGCAGUCGGAUACUGCAGAUCGCUGGGAGCAUCAUGCGCGUGUCCAUCCUGCGGACUUUCGCGUUUCUGUCCAGUGCCACUCUGCCGUUGCCGCCGUAGAUAAGGCAACUUGAGCGUGCUCGCAGUUUUCCAGGACAUAAGCCGAUUUAAUCGGAGGAAACUGAAUCGAAGGUACCGUUCGCUAUUACGUGUGUGUACAUAUUUGCGAACGUGCAAAUGUCUUCGGUCGUGAAGAGGAGAAUAUGUUUUAUGAUCAGAACGGAAGUUCGCAGAUAGGAGACUGGUAAGGACUGGCGCUCGCAGGGCAGUCGAGAAAUUAACAGGCAUCAGCAUUUCGUAUACACUACGUUUAAGAUAAAUUGUAAUUUUUUUUUUUAGUCAAUAUUUAAUUUUUGAGGAGUAGAGAUAUUUUAUAUACACGCUUUGUAUACACACGACAUAUCGUGCGUAUGCAUACAUUGUAGGCAGAACAAGCGAUUUUAUUACGUCACGUGGAUAUUUCGAUUUAUAGGAUAAAUUUUUCCCUUUCGCGUAAAUUCCGGAAGCAAGGAGAUAUAAUGUAAUGGACGGGGGGAGCUUAACGGGAUUUAUUGAAUAAAUGUAGACAUAUAUACCUUUUAAUCUAUA
This is a messenger RNA of Wasmannia auropunctata (little fire ant), 1971 nucleotides long. Its product is annotated as dynactin subunit 1. The transcript has 7 exons. Lineage: Eukaryota; Metazoa; Arthropoda; Insecta; Hymenoptera; Formicidae. The record is from RefSeq and is a predicted model, not a curated record. Bases 1 to 1443 code for a protein of 480 amino acids.